This is a messenger RNA of Racocetra fulgida, 254 nucleotides long. Lineage: Eukaryota; Fungi; Glomeromycota; Glomeromycetes; Diversisporales; Gigasporaceae. The record is from the annotation of a GenBank genome assembly.
AUUCUAAUGGCACCAUAGUAGAAGAUAUCGAAUUAGAAAACAUGGAAGAUCCAGAAUUGGAAAGCAUGGAAAAUCCAGAAUUAGAAAGCAUGGAAAAUCCAGAAUUAAACAUUAACAUUCAAGAAAUUAUAGAAAUUAGUGAUUCAGAAUCAGAAUCAAUUGAAAAUCGAUAUACUGUCAAAAGGAAAAAUGUCGGGCUACUUUCUGUCGAACCACCUGAAAUAGAAAAUGUAGAUAUUGAAUUCAAAAUAGCA